AUGCCGCACGCCGAUGCAUCUUUGGUUCCAGACUCCAUUAAGACUAAGUCUGAAUUCUGGACUCAUGUGUACGAUCAGCUAGAAAUUUUGGUGGGAGGCCAACGACAUUGGAUCUCGAAUUUGUCCAAUGCUGCUUCGCUUAUUUACAACUCCCUGCAAGCUUUUCCCAGCAAUUUCGGGGAUGGGGAUCGUUCGGUCAACUGGUGUGGUUUCUAUCUCAUCUCUUCCCUUUUCCCUCAGCCCCGAUUCACUGAUGCCUCGAUGGACCCCAAAUCUCAAACGCAUGCUUUCAAUAAUAUGCUUUUGGGACCCUUUUCCGGCAGGCCUGCCUGUCAAUGGAUCGAGGUCUCCCCUCGACCUCGAGGCGUGUGUGGAGAUGCAUUUGUCAAGCGCAGUACCAUUCUUGUUUCAGACGUCUUGACCUACCCUGGGCAUAUUGCCUGUGACGGCGAUACAAAAAGCGAGAUCGUGUGUCCCCUCAUUCUUCGGAAAGGGGGUGAAGAUAUCGUACUGGGUGUCCUGGAUCUUGAUUGCCUUGCGAUUGGAGGGUUCGAUGCGGACGAUCAGGUCGGACUAGAAAGAAUUACAGCACUCAUCAUCAGAUCUUGUGACUGGUAG
Messenger RNA from Suillus bovinus, 618 nucleotides. Its product is annotated as GAF domain-like protein. Bases 1 to 618 code for a protein of 205 amino acids. Gene Ontology annotation, cellular component: cytosol. The record is from RefSeq and is a predicted model, not a curated record. NCBI's taxonomy places the organism in Eukaryota, Fungi, Basidiomycota, Agaricomycetes, Boletales, Suillaceae. Gene Ontology annotation, molecular function: L-methionine (R)-S-oxide reductase activity. The transcript has 3 exons.